This is a messenger RNA of Closterium sp. Naga37s-1, 1833 nucleotides long. The record is from the annotation of a GenBank genome assembly. NCBI's taxonomy places the organism in Eukaryota, Viridiplantae, Streptophyta, Zygnematophyceae, Desmidiales, Closteriaceae.
AUGCUCGCAUCCGCGGAAUCCGCGCACCAAUCAUCUGAUGUGUUCGCUUCCGGCGUAGAUUCGACGUUGGAAAGAGAGCUAUCAUCGGCGGGACUCACGGGAUUCGCGAGCCUGGUUAAGCACGCCGGGCUCAUUCCAGAGCUCGAACUCCGCGUGCGAUUCGGAUCCGCCCUGACCGUGUUUGCGCCGACCAACGUCGCGCUCAUGCGCGCAGACCCCGCGCUCCUCGCGUUCCUGAAGCUUCCGCGCAACGCCGAGCUGCUCCGCGACGUGCUCCUGUACCACGUGGUCGCGCGGCCCGUGUCCGCGUUCGCGUGGGAAGGCUCGUACGAGACUCUCCAGGGCGCGCCGAUCGCGCUCCACGUCGACGCGCUGGCGUUUCAGGUUGGCGGAACCAGCGUGAAGCAAUACCGCGCGCUCACGCUCUCCUUGACUCCCCUCUCCCCCGACGAGCACCUUUCUGGUAAAGCCGCAGAUUCCACCGCCGCGUCCGCGCAACUAAGCGCCGGGGACACGGGGAGCAGCACGGUCGUGGUUCACACGGUCAACGCGCUUCUCCUGCCUCCCUCCGUCGACGAGCUUCUCUCUCUCACCGCCGAUCAGUCACAUUAUCUGCGGUCGUGGUUCUGCAACGCUCUCAGCAGUCACUCACUCGCCUGCGCAUUUCAGAUCUCAGCACCGUCGAUCAACUCUCCCCUCAUUCACACAAUGACGCGCUUCGCUCUAUUCGUCGCCAUGCUCCCGCUCGUCCUGCUCCUUCUCGGCUCGUCACAACCCGCCGCGAUGCUCGCAUCCGCGGAAUCCGCUAACGGAUCACACGCGUUCGCUUCUGGCGUAGAUUCGACGGUGGAAAGAGAGCUGUCGUCGGCGGGACUCACGGGAUUCUCGAGCCUGCUCAAGCACGCGGGACUCAUGCCAGAGCUCGAACUCCGCGCGCGAUUCGGAUCCGCGCUGACCGUGUUCGCACCGACGAACGUCGCGCUCAUGCGCGCGGACCCCGCGCUCCUCGCGUUUCUCAAGCUUCCGCGCAACGCCGCGCUGCUCCGCGACGUCCUCCUGUACCACGUGGUCGCGCGCCCCGUGUCCGCGUUCGCGUGGGAAGGCUCGUACGAGACGAUGCAAGGCGCGCCGAUCGCGCUCCACGUGGACGCGCUAGCGUUCCAGGUGGGCGGAACCAGCGUGAAGCAGUACCGCGCGCUCACGCUCUCCUUGACUCCCCUCGCCAGUGACGAGCGAAUUUCCGCCUCCGCCGGGGAAGGCGCGGAUUCCGCUUCCGCCUCCGCCGCCGCCGGCGCGUCCGCGCAACUAAUAGACGCCGCCGGGGGGAGCAGCACGGUCGUGGUUCACACCAUUAACGCGCUUCUCCUGCCUCCCUCCGUCGACGAAUCGCUCUCUCUCACCGCCGGUGAUCUCUCUAUCGCCGCCGGGAUGGGCGAAGGCGGACGGCAACUAGCUGAAUCGUCGGGGUUCGCUAGCGCUUCGGCGUCUGCUCCCAGCGCGUCGCCUCCCUCAUCGCAAGCAAGAGAUUACAGCAUGGUGUGCGAUAAAUGUGCAAAGAAGCUGUCAAAGGUGAUAGUGCCGGACAAGUGGAAGGAGGGGGCGUCCAACACCACUGAGAGCGGCGGCAGAAAGAUCAACGAGAACAAGCUGCUGUCCAAGAAGAAAAGGUACACUCCGUAUGCAUCAUCAGCAUCUUUCAAGUGCAUCAUCUGCAAGCAGCAACUGCACCAGGAGGGAAAGUACUGCCACCUAUGCUCAUAUAAAAAGGGUGUGUGUGCCAUGUGUGGCAAGCAGGUACUCGAUACCUCCAUGUACAAACAAUCAGCAGUUUGA